Closterium sp. NIES-65 is the source of this 1269-nucleotide messenger RNA. The record is from the annotation of a GenBank genome assembly. NCBI's taxonomy places the organism in Eukaryota, Viridiplantae, Streptophyta, Zygnematophyceae, Desmidiales, Closteriaceae.
AUGCCAGCGACACAGUCGAACCAGACCAGUGGCCUUGCCGAGGCAGACCAAACCGCUAUCAUGGUGCAGACUGCGGAGAAACCGAGGUCAUCGAACCUGAAACCUGCCUCAGUCCGAACCGUUCACGUGAUCUUCGUCAAGACUCUCACCGGCAAGACCAUCACCCUUGAGGUGGAGAGCAGUGAUACCAUCGACAACGUUAAGGCUAAGAUUCAGGAUAAGGAGGGUAUCCCUCCUGACCAGCAGCGUCUGAUUUUCGCCGGCAAGCAGCUCGAGGACGGGCGCACUCUUGCUGACUACAACAUUCAGAAGGAGUCUACGCUUCACUUGGUGCUCCGCCUUCGUGGUGGUAUGCAGAUCUUCGUUAAGACCCUCACCGGAAAGACCAUCACGCUUGAAGUCGAAAGCAGCGACACUAUCGACAACGUGAAAGCCAAGAUUCAGGAUAAGGAGGGUAUUCCUCCUGACCAGCAGCGCCUGAUUUUCGCCGGCAAGCAGCUCGAGGACGGGAGAACCCUGGCCGACUACAACAUCCAGAAGGAGUCGACGCUGCAUCUGGUGCUCCGUCUCCGCGGUGGGAUGCAAAUUUUCGUCAAGACCCUCACCGGCAAGACUAUUACGUUGGAGGUGGAGAGCAGCGACACCAUCGAUAACGUAAAGGCUAAGAUUCAGGACAAGGAGGGUAUCCCUCCCGACCAACAGCGUCUGAUUUUCGCCGGCAAGCAGCUGGAAGAUGGGCGUACCCUUGCUGACUACAACAUACAGAAGGAGUCUACUCUGCAUCUGGUGCUCCGACUUCGUGGUGGCAUGCAAAUCUUCGUUAAGACCCUCACCGGCAAGACUAUCACGUUGGAGGUUGAGAGCAGCGACACCAUUGAUAACGUAAAGGCGAAGAUUCAGGACAAGGAGGGUAUUCCUCCUGACCAGCAGCGCCUGAUUUUCGCUGGCAAGCAGCUCGAGGACGGGAGAACCUUGGCCGACUACAACAUCCAGAAAGAGUCGACGCUGCAUCUGGUUCUCCGUCUCCGCGGUGGUAUGCAGAUCUUUGUUAAGACUCUCACUGGGAAGACCAUCACCCUUGAGGUGGAGAGCAGCGAUACCAUUGACAACGUGAAGGCGAAAAUCCAGGACAAGGAGGGCAUUCCCCCUGACCAGCAGCGUUUGAUCUUCGCCGGUAAGCAGCUGGAGGAUGGACGUACUCUCGCGGAUUACAACAUUCAGAAGGAGUCCACUCUUCACCUUGUCCUCCGCCUUCGUGGUGGACAGUAG